Molecule: messenger RNA, 1835 nt
Organism: Myripristis murdjan (pinecone soldierfish)
Lineage: Eukaryota; Metazoa; Chordata; Actinopteri; Holocentriformes; Holocentridae
Gene: ogfod2
Product: 2-oxoglutarate and iron-dependent oxygenase domain containing 2
Exons: 7
Coding region: 138-1190 (350 amino acids)
Molecular function (GO): iron ion binding; L-ascorbic acid binding; oxidoreductase activity, acting on paired donors, with incorporation or reduction of molecular oxygen
Source: RefSeq, a predicted model, not a curated record
CUGUCGACACGUUGGUUUGCGAGCCGCCAUUAAUUUACAGUAGCAGAAGAAGGAGCUUGUCAACAUUGUGUCCUGGCUAUACAUCAUCAUGCUUUCACUUGUGACAUGUUAAAUUAUUCACUGAUUUACGGCUAAAUAUGAAAAACGAGGAGGAUGAAGAGGUGAAGUUUUACACCUGCAGCUGUUUCACAACAGACAACAUUUUCCUGGAGGACUACAGGCUGCAUGUCCGCUUUGAGUCGGAGCAGCAGUUCAGGCUGGACUACCAAGCUGUGCUGAGAAGGCUGGGCUGUGUGACAGAGCCACAGUUUGAAGACGUCCUCCACAAGAUCUCCCAGGAGGUAGAGAGGCGUAGGUGUCUUUGUGCAAAGUCUGCUGAGAGAGCUGCUGCCAUAAAGGACAUUUACCAGCCCCUUCAUCCUCAUGUCUACCACCUGCAGGAGGCCUUCAUGGCUCCACAGUUCAAACAGAUGGCUGAGUACUGUCGCAGCGGUGGGGCCAGUGAGCAGGGCCUGCUUGAUCUCCUGCAGACGGAGGCAGCUUCGAGGGUGUAUCGCUUCACUGUGUUUGAGAAGAGCUUCUGUGAGCAGCUGAUAGAGGAGCUGGAGCACUUUGAACGCUCGUCAGCUCCCAAAGGAAGACCCAACACCAUGAACCACUACGGGAUCCUCCUUAAUGAGCUGGGCUUUGACGAGGGCUUCAUCACCCCUCUGCGUGAGCACUUCCUCCUUCCGGUCACCUCCCUGCUCUAUCCAGACUGCGGGGGGCGCUGUCUGGACAGCCACAAGGCCUUUGUGGUAAAAUAUGACAUGCAUGAAGACCUGGACCUCAGCUACCACUACGACAAUGCAGAGGUCACACUGAACGUCUCCCUGGGCAAGGACUUCACCGAUGGCAACCUUUAUUUUGGUGACAUGAGACAGGUGCCUUUAAGCGAGACAGAGUGCUCCGAGGUUGAACACCGGGUGACGGAGGGCCUCCUUCACCGGGGCCAGCAGAUGCACGGGGCCCUGCCCAUCUCCUCCGGCCAGCGCUGGAACCUCAUCAUCUGGAUGAGGGCCUCGCAGGAACGCAACAAACUGUGUCCCAUGUGCAACAAGAGGCCGACGCUGGUGGAGGGCCAGGGCUUCGCAGACGGCUUCACCAGCCGCCCGGCUGCUUGGCUGAAUGCCUCUUGUGUCUUAACAUAAAAUUAGGGCUUUUCAUGUUAAAGUUAGACCAAUACUGCGUCAAUAUUGGCCUUUUAUUGAAAAGAAUUGCAUCACCUGUGCCGCCCACCUUUGAUAUGCUGGAUAUGAUGCAUGUUUAUUUAAUUACAUAUGUAUUAUCGAAUUGAACGAGAAUAAUUUAACUUGAAUUGAGUCUAAUGAGACAUUUUAUCAUCAUCACCAUCAUCAUCAUGGCAGUAUUUUUACACUCCUGGGUUUCAGUGGGGAGUCUGAGUGUCAAAUGGUGAUCAAAAAGCUGUUUGAGGAUUUUCCACACUGAUAUAAAAACAAAAGUCUGAGUGAAACACACAAUGCUAAUGAUUCGUUGGGAUCUUUUUAGUAUGAAAAUAGUCAAAUUGAAAUACAAAAUACUAGCCAUUACACCAUAUUGGUCAAACACUAAUAUUUAUUAAUGCUUGUUUGUGCCAAAGGUAAUUUAUAGAGGGAAUGUGAUUGUACUGUAUGUGAAAAUGCAGGAAACUUUACUGGAACUGACCCUUAAUUCAUGUCAUUAGUAAAACCUGUUUACCUGCUGCUUCAUGUGAGUAUGUCUGCUGUGAAAAAGGCCUGUAGUAAUCAGUGCUGUUCUCUUAAUAAUAGGAUAAUGAAAAUUUAAGAAUAAACAAC